UUGAUCCCUAACUUUGCCCCUGCCGUUGUUCUUCCUCUGCGUCUUCAAGCAUUGCGAACUGCAGGUCUCGAACUCGCUCUUCAAGAACACUAGAUUGCAAUGGGUCUUAACAUGUCGGAUAAUCGGAAUCUACAAGAUCAAAAACGCAGAUUGCUCGCUGAGAAGUUCGAAUUGAGGAGAAAGCUAUACAAAGCGUUCGCUAAAGAUACCGAUCUUCCGAAUGAUGUGCGGGAGAAAUUCCGUGGUAAGUUGGCUGAUUUACCGAGAAAUAGUUCAUUUACUCGAGUGAUGAAUCGGUGUGUUUUCACUGGUCGUGCUCGUUCCGUUUAUCAGAUGUUUCGAGUUUCUCGUAUCGUGUUUCGUGAUUUAGCUUCUGGUGGUCUUUUGCAUGGCGUUAAGAAAUCUUCGUGGUAGAAUCAUCGAGUCAAUUUCAGAAUAAGGUUAGCUUUCCUGAUCUGCUUGAAGAAUCGCGAUAUUUUGAUCGAUGAUUAUUGUUGGAUUAGCUACUGUUUUCUUCCUUCAACUUUUUGGGAUUAUAAAUCUACGUGAAUGUCGGAUCUGAUAAAUUAGGAUUCAAUUGGUAGCUGAUUUUGUUGAAAUACUCAAGAAGCGCAAUCAUAUCGGAUUCAAAUAACUGUGUUUGUUUGAACUGAUUCUAUUAAAUGUUGAACAGGAAAUUGUGUUUGAUUUUAUUCAACUUUGAAGAUGAAUGAUAUCGAGUUUGAUUAACAGGAAGUUGAGGUUUGAUUUAAGUUGAUUCUAUUGAUCUUUCAGCAGGACAUUGUUUUCUUAGAUGCAAACCAACUCUCUUCCCAAACAAUGCUAUUGAUCAAAUCCUGAGAAUUUAGUAGCAUCCAUAGAGCAAAUUUUGGUUGCAUUCAGUUAAUAUCAAUCCCCUUGCUGUCAUUAGGAUCAACUGUCAAAGGAAGACAUAAUUCAACAUCUAUUUCAUUUCUUCUUUCUCCU
Messenger RNA from Cynara cardunculus var. scolymus (artichoke), 966 nucleotides. RefSeq names its product ribosomal protein S14, mitochondrial. Lineage: Eukaryota; Viridiplantae; Streptophyta; Magnoliopsida; Asterales; Asteraceae. The record is from RefSeq and is a predicted model, not a curated record. The coding region runs from base 100 to 414 and encodes 104 amino acids. Gene Ontology annotation, molecular function: structural constituent of ribosome. Gene Ontology annotation, biological process: translation. Gene Ontology annotation, cellular component: small ribosomal subunit; ribosome. The transcript has a single exon.